Messenger RNA from Entrophospora candida, 1371 nucleotides. The record is from the annotation of a GenBank genome assembly. Lineage: Eukaryota; Fungi; Glomeromycota; Glomeromycetes; Entrophosporales; Entrophosporaceae.
AUGGCAAACACACAAUCUAAAAUUAAUUUAUUAGAAGAACAAAAUUCCAAGCUUGUAGCCGAGAUUACUGAACUUAGAAAAAAGUAUUCUGAGAUCGAGGCUGAGAAUAUCGAAUUAAAACAAACUUUGAAAGAUUAUGAAGUUAGAUUUGUGAAUCUAGAGCAGAAUGAUAAAGAAAAGACUAUCCAUAUUGCAAAGUUAGGUGAUGAAAUUAAGGAAAUUAAACAAUCUUCUGUUAAUACCAUUCCUACCAAAAUGGCAAAUUCUGAUAUUUCUGGACAGGUAAUCUCACAAAAUAAGGAUGUUCCGGCAUCGGAUAUAACUGAUAACGCUUCAAUUUCUGAUGAACUCAAUAAUGCUCCAAAUUCUGAUGUAUCUUUUGAAGAUAAAGAGAUCAAAUUUCUGGAACAGAAUGUUUCAGAAGAACCUAUUAGUCAAACACAAAGUACCAUUUCCUCUGAAAUAAAAAUUCCCUAUAAUCAGAAAGUAGAACAAGGUUUAAUACAUGAGUUAUUUGAAUUUAUUAGAGGCACUGAUUUCAUGUCCUUACAAGAGCUAAAGAAAACUCUGUUGAAUUCUAUCUUCAUUAAACAAAUUUCGGACAUUCCUGUUGAUAUCGAUCUACCCCAGGUUCCUGAGGAAUAUGAAAAAAAAGUUUCAAAUCUUAGUUCAGAAAAGAAUAUUAGUGAUCAAAUGUCAAGAACGCAAAUCUAUGAUGAAAUGAUGCAGUAUUUACCUGGAAUCAAGAGAGAAUAUUUGCAUAAGAUGACUCAAAAGGCCAGAACUAUCUAUACAUUAUUUAAUGGGAUAGGAAAAGAUAAAAUUGAGUACAUUACAUAUAGUGUUGAUGCUAUUUCUAGUUUAACCAGUACACAAAUUCAAAAUAUUAUAAAUCUUUAUACUGAAGAAUUAGAUGCAAAAGUUUCACUGUCUGAAUCUCAAAAAUUGAUUGGCAUGAAGAAUUCUUCACAUGCACAUGACCAAUCAAAAUCUGAUAUAGAAACUAAAGUAUGCAAAGAAAUUUUAUCAGAAACAAAGGUAAGUCUUCCAACCACUUCCUCUAUCCAAUCAUCUCAUACCUCUAAUUCAGAAGAUAAGAUAAAUGAAGAUGUUAAAUCUUUACCAGAGACUAAGGUAAAUACUUCAGCUAAUUCAACCCAUGACUGCUCCUAUUUCUGCAACAAAAUAUUGGAGCAAUAUCCUGACCUAUAUUAUGAAUUCAGUAGUGAAAAUGUUGAUUAUUACGGAAUUACUGCUGAGACAUUAUGUCCAUUAUGUGAAUUAAAUCAUGAGGAAGGUGUAGAAGGCAGAUAUGAAACUGGGUCUUAUUAUAUUAAAUGCGAGCAACAUGAAAUUGAAAUAACUGCAUAA